Clupea harengus (Atlantic herring) is the source of this 6825-nucleotide messenger RNA. It is a transcript of the gene sorl1, whose product is annotated as sortilin-related receptor, L(DLR class) A repeats containing. Gene Ontology annotation, molecular function: protein binding. Gene Ontology annotation, biological process: protein targeting to lysosome; protein retention in Golgi apparatus; post-Golgi vesicle-mediated transport. The record is from RefSeq and is a predicted model, not a curated record. Gene Ontology annotation, cellular component: Golgi apparatus; membrane. NCBI's taxonomy places the organism in Eukaryota, Metazoa, Chordata, Actinopteri, Clupeiformes, Clupeidae.
CGUGAAAGAUUGGUGAGAUCAUCAUCAACCACGUGAGGCGCUCUUCCUCACUGUGGGAGAAAUAUACACAAACAUGGCGACAAAGCGAACGCUUAAGAUGCUGUCUCCCGUUCGAAUUACAUUGCAGCUUUUAUUAUUUUAUCUUACAGGUCUGAUUUCUUCCACGCUUCAUCUCCCUCGCAGUCAGACGUUUAUGUUGCCGCAGGAUCGCGGCUUUUCCUUGGUGACUGUGGGCGAAGAUUACAUUCAAGCAGCGGGCGCCGAGGGUCAAACACAAGACGUGCGUCUCGAGAGGGAAGCCAGAGAAGCCUCUCCAGUGCAAAGGCAUCGGUAUCGCCGUGCUGCUGAAUCACCCGUGCCGAAGGUGUACGGAAGGGCAAACCUCAAUGACUCCCAUAACCAGAUGGUCGUGCACUGGGCCGGAGAGAAGAGCAACGUCAUUGUGGCGCUGGCCAGAGACAGUGUCGGAGCCAUCGACCCGAAACCAAGCUCGAUAUAUGUUUCCUACGACUAUGGCACGGAUUUCCUAGCCAUUCCUGAAAGAUUCCAGCUGACUGGUGCCAAGGAACAAAGCAAGCAGGUCAUCUCUCAGUUUUACCACAGCCCUGCUGAUAACAAAAGGUACCUCUUUGCAGACAUCACCAACAGCUACAUUUGGAGCACCUUUGACUUCUGCAAAACCAUCCAAGGAUUCUCCAUCCCCUUCAAGCCCACAGACCUUCUACUACACAGUACGAAGCCAAACCUGGUGCUAGGCUAUGACAGCUCCCAUCCAAAUAAACAGUUGUGGAAGUCAGAUGAUUUUGGCGAAACAUGGGUGUUAAUUCAGGAGCAUGUGAAGUCCUAUUUCUGGGGCGUGGAGCCGUACGACAGCCCCAAGACGGUGUUUGUCCAGAGACACGAGCCCCAGGGUGGCUCCAGCAUCCUCAGCAGCACCGACUUCUUCCAGAGCGAGGAGAACCGUCACGCCAUCCUGGAGCGUGUGGACAACUUCCAGCUCCGGGACAAAUACAUGUUUGCCACCACCACCAGGACUUUAAUAGGAAGUCAUCAGCCUGCCACCGUCCAACUAUGGGUGUCCUACAACCGCCAGCCAAUGAAAGCAGCUCAGUUUCAGACCCGUCAUCCAAUCACAGAGUACUACAUCGCCGACGCGUCCGAGGACCAGGUCUUCGUCUGCGUGAAUCACAACAACAACAUUACGCACCUGUACAUCUCGGACACUCAGGGCCUGCGCUUCUCCCUGUCCCUGGAGAAUGUGCUCUACUACAGUCCCCAAGGCUCCGGUAGCAACACGCUCAUAAGAUACUUUGCCAACGAGCCCUUUGCAGAUCUGCAUCGCGUGGAGGGCCUGCGGGGGGUGUUCAUAGCCACGCUGAUCAACGGCUCGGUGAACGAGGACAACAUGCGCUCCGUCAUCACCUUCGACAAGGGGGGCACCUGGGAGCUGCUGCAGCCGCCCACCUCUGACAGCUUAGGAGGCGUGGUGGACUGCCAGAUCUCCAGAGGCUGCUCGCUACACCUGGCCCAGCGCUGGAGUCAGCUGCUCAACAUUCAGCUGCGCAGGAUGCCCAUCCUCUCCAAAGACUCCGCUCCCGGACUCAUCAUGGCCACAGGCUCAGUGGGGAAGAAUCUGGCAAACAAGCCCAACGUGUACGUGACCAGUAGCGCGGGGGCUAGGUGGAGGGAGGCACUGGCCGGACCUCACUUCUACACCUGGGGUGAUCAUGGAGGCAUAUUGAUGGCCAUUGCACAGGGAUCUGCCACCACCAAACUCAAGUUCAGCACCAAUGAGGGUGAGACAUGGACGGAGUUCCUGUUCUCCAAGCGGGAGGUGUACGUGUACCAGCUACUGACGGAGCCGGGCGAGAAGAGCACCAUCUUCACCAUCUUUGGCUCCUACGCAGACCAGAAGCACAGCUGGCUCAUCCUGCAGCUCAACGCCAGCGACGUCCUCGGCGUGCCAUGCUCCGAGGGGGAUUAUAAGAGCUGGUCUCCCUCUGAUGAGCUGGGCAAUGGCUGCCUGCUGGGCAGAGAGAUGGUGUUCAAGCGCCGCACGCCCCACGCCACCUGCUUCAACGGCGAGGACUUCGAUCGGCCCGUCACGCUGUCCAACUGCUCCUGCACGCGACAGGAUUAUGAGUGCGACUAUGGCUUCAAGCUAAGUGAGGACCUGUCUCUUGAGGUGUGUGCGCCCGACCCUGAGUUCCUGGGCAACCUGUACGCCCCUCCGGUGCUGUGUCCCGUGGGAACGACGUACCGCCGCAGCAGAGGGUACAGGAAGGUCUCUGGGGACAGCUGCAGCGGAGGAGACGUGGAGGAGAGACUGGAGGGAGAGAUGCUUCCUUGUCCUGUAGGAGAGAGUAACGAGUUCAUCCUGUACGCUGUGCGGAGCUCCAUCCACCGCUACGACCUGGCCACAGGCACCGACCAGCGGCUGCCCCUCACAGGCCUCCGCGAGGCUGUGGCGCUGGACUUCGACUACGACAGGAACUGUGUGUACUGGGCUGACAUCUCACUGGAUAUUAUACAGAGGCUGUGUUUGAACGGAAGUUCUGGACAGGAGGUCAUUGUCAGGAGGGGGCUUCAGAACGUGGAGGCGCUCACCUUUGACCCCAUCAGCCAGCUGCUCUUCUGGGUGGACGCGGGGGCACAGAAGAUUGAAGUGUCCAACCCUGACGGAGACCUGAGACGCACACUGCUCAACUCCAGUGUCCUGGAACACCCACGGGCCUUGACCGUGAUACCGGGACGGAGCCUGAUGUUCUGGACGGACUGGGGCGACCGCGCCGCCGGCUUGUACCGCAGCUGGAUGGACGGCUCCAACGUCUCCUGGAUCGUGUCUGAGGGCGUGCGCUGGCCCAACGGGAUCACCGCUGAUGACCGAUGGCUCUACUGGACCGAGGCGUACGGAGACCGCAUCGAGAGGGCCGACUUCAACGGAGGCCAGCGCAGCGUCCUGAUGGAGGGCCUACCUCACCCGUACGCCAUCGCUGUGUUUAAGAAUGAUCUGUAUUGGGACGACUGGUCCAGGAUGGGAAUCUUUAAAGCUCCUAAGUCAGGCUCACCUGACGGUGAGCUGCUGGUGGGAAGCCUCACUGGUGUCAUGGACCUUAAGAUCUUCUACAAGGGCAAAACUAAAGGCACUAAUGCAUGUGUGGACCAGCCGUGCUCCCUGCUCUGCCUGCCCCAGCCAGGGCAGCGCCACGCGUGUGUGUGCCCCGACGGCACGCCCAUCACCACCCUGCCCUCCGGCGAGUUGCAGUGCCAGUGCCCGCAUGGCUACCAGCGCCACAACAACACCUGUGUGAAGCUAGAGCACACCUGCCUGCCUAACCAGUACCGCUGUUCCAAUGGGAAGUGCAUCAGUAGCAUCUGGAAGUGCGACAGCGACAACGACUGUGGAGACAUGAGCGACGAGCAGGACUGCCCUACCACUGUGUGUGACCCUGCGGUGCAGUUCCGCUGUGCUGCCUCUGGUUCCUGCAUCCCUCUGGCCUUCAAAUGUGACCAUGAGGAUGACUGCGGGGACAACAGUGAUGAAGAACACUGCGAGAGCCACCAGUGUGGGCCCGGAGAGUUCACAUGCGCGAGAGGUGUGUGUAUCCGUGACGCCUGGCGUUGUGAUGGCGACAACGACUGCCGGGACUGGUCUGAUGAGGCCAACUGCACAGUGGGCCACCACACAUGCGAGAGCGGCAGCUUCCAGUGUCACACCGGCCACUGUAUCCCCCAGAAGUGGGUGUGUGACGGAGACGAUGACUGCCAGGACAGCUCGGAUGAGGAGCCCUCUCAGUGCGAGGGUGAACGCUGCAAUGGGUUCCUGUGCUCCAAUGGCACAUGCCUGCCCUCUAGUGCGCACUGCAAUGGCGUAGAGGACUGUCCGGGGGGCGCCGAUGAACAACACUGUGACCCUCUGUGCACGCGCUACAUGGAGUUUGUGUGUAAGAACAGGGCCCAGUGUUUGUUCCAGUCUCUGGUGUGUGAUGGGAUGAGACACUGUGCCGAUGGCUCAGACGAGGACCCCACCUACGCAGGCUGCUCCAAUCAACCUGAGUUUGAGAAGACAUGUGAUGCCUACAACUUCCAGUGUGCCAAUGGUGUGUGUGUGAGUCUGGACUGGAAGUGUGACGGCACCGAUGACUGCGGAGACUACUCUGAUGAGGCCAACUGUGCGUCCCCCACGGAGGUGCCGGGCUGCUCGCGCUACUUCCAGUACGAGUGUAAGAACGGCCGCUGCGUGCCCAGCUGGUGGAAGUGUGACGGGGAGAACGACUGUGGAGACUGGUCUGACGAGGCCCAGUGCACAGAUGGAGUACCUGCCCACACCCCUGCUCCCGGCCCCUCCUCCUGCGCCCCCAACCGUUUCCACUGUGGCUCGGGCGCCUGCAUCAUCAACAGCUGGGUGUGUGACGGCUACAGCGACUGUCCCGACGGCAGUGACGAGGCAGGCUGUCCCACAGCCUCCAACAGCUCCCUGCCGCAGACGGCUGCACCGACCCCCGCCGAUCCCACCCCCUGUGGCAGGGGCCAGUUCUCCUGCCAGCGACCCCACGCCUGCAUCCCGGCAUGGCAGCGCUGUGACGGCACCAACCACUGCGAGGACGGCUCCGAUGAAACCAACUGCCCCACGCGGAGGCCUCUGCAGUGUGCGAACGGGACUAUGUGUGCAGACGGCGAGGCGUGUGUGUUGGACAGUGAGAGGUGUGAUGGCUUCCUAGACUGCUCGGACCACAGUGAUGAGGACAACUGCACUGCAGACUCUCUGGCCUAUAAGAUCCAGAAUCUGCAGUGGAAGCCUAAUUUAUCUGGUGCCAUCACCCUCACAUGGUCUCGGCCCAAAAACAUGUCCCUGACCUCCUGCUACUUCCAGGUCUACUACAGGUUGGUCGGGGCUCAGCAGUGGAGCCUGAUGGACACCCAUAGCAGUAAGAGCACCUACACGCUCACCGUGCUGAAGCCAGACACCACCUACCAGGUGAAGGUGCAGACCCAGUGCCUCAGCCGGCAGCACAAGACCAAUGAGCUCAUCACCAUACGCACACCAGAGGGCUUUCCGGACCCUCCAGAGAACCUGCAGCUGGCUUGUGGUAAGGGCGAGGACGGAACCGUGCGGGUGUCCUGGACGCCACCUGCAGAGUCCCAUGGCCUCAUCCGAGAGUACAUUGUUGAGUACAGCAAGAAGGGCAGUGCUGAGUGGUUUUCCCAGCGCAGCAGUGGCAACAGCGCUGAGGUGAAGAGCCUGGAGCCUAGUGCCCUCUACAGGUUUAGGGCGGCAGCAGUGACUGGCAGGGGUGUUGGAAAUUGGACUGCCCUGAAAUCCAUUGUCCCUCAGAAAGCUCUGCCGGCUCCUACUGUGGAACUUGGCACGGUCACAGAAAACACCCUGAGCCUGGCCUUCAGCUACGAGGUCCAGUAUGAGGUGAAGCAGUUCAUAGUGGUGUUGUCCUGGGUGUUUGAUGACCAUGUGAAGGAAAGCAAAAACUAUACAAUCCAUGGCAAGAGUCUGAAAGCGUCGAACCUGACUGCCGGUACGGUGUAUGAGGUGGUGGUGUGGGCCCACACCCGUGAUGGAGACAGCCCCAUCGCUCUGUUCCGCCAGCAGACGGCCGGCGCCCAGCCGUACGCCCCACUCCUCAAGGCCCGCGCGCUCAACCAGAGUGCAGUGGACUGCAGCUGGAACUCCUCCACUGGAAUGACGUACGGUAUCUUUUUUGCCACGUCCUUCCUGGAUAUGUACCACGGCCCUCACAGUGAGACCAGCAACAGCAGCAGUGUGACGGUCACUGUUGACGCCGAUGAGCAGUACCUAUUCCUGGUGCGGGUGAUCUCUCCCUACCUGGGACCCCCUUCAGACUAUGCCGUGGUGAAGAUGAUCCCGAGUGAGAGGCUUCCACCUCGCAACCUGCACAGGGUGCGCGUGGACCAGACCCAGGCGACGCUCAAGUGGCAGCCCCCCUACGACUCCCCCAGCUCCCCUCUGACCUAUGCAGUGCACCUGCGGGACACGCUGCGCAAGACGGAGCGCAGCUACAAGCUGACCACCCUGAACAACACGGUGGAGUACAGCCUGAAGGACCUGGAGCCCGGCGGCCACUACGUCAUCACCGUGAGGCUUCGCAACAUGAGCAAGGAGGCCAGCUACACCCUCAACACAGUCCCCUUGGCCGCUCCCGAAGCCCUGAAGAUCCUGAACGAGCCCGACCACAUCAUCCUCCUCUGGAAGAGCCUGGCUGUGAAGGAGAAGACUUUUAAUGAGAGUCGGGGCUACGAGGUGCAUGUGUACGACAGCGUCACCAACGCCACCACCUGCCUGGGCAACACAACCGAGACCUUCCUGCGGAUCAACAACCUGCUGGCCCAGCACAACUACACCUUCUCCGUGCGCGCCCGCUGCCUCCUUAACGGGCAGCUCUGCGGGGAGCCCGCCCUGCUGCUCUACAACGACCCGGGAAACGACGAAGGUCCUACCGAUAAAGGCGCUCAGUCUGGCCGCUCUGGAGACAUGGCAGCGGUGGUGGUGCCCGUGCUGUUCCUGCUGCUGCUGGGGCUGUGUGGCGGCCUGCUGGUCCUCUACCUGCGACACCGCCGCCUCCAGCACAACUUCACCACCUUCGCCAACAGCCACUACAACUCCCGCCUGGGCUCGGCCAUUUUCUCGUCAGGGGAUGAACUGGGUGAUGAUGAUGAAGAUGCACCCAUGAUCAGUGGUUUCUCAGAUGAUGUUCCCAUGGUGAUAGCGUAGCAGGAUCCUCCUCCUCCUCCUUCUCAUCAUAAUCAUCAUCAUCAUCAUUCUCGCUCCUCACUCCUCCUCCUCCUCCUCCU